Messenger RNA from Lactuca saligna, 1155 nucleotides. The record is from the annotation of a GenBank genome assembly. NCBI's taxonomy places the organism in Eukaryota, Viridiplantae, Streptophyta, Magnoliopsida, Asterales, Asteraceae.
AUGGUGCACUCACUGUGGACUAUACGUCCUUUGACGAUGGGGUUUGAUGCACUUGAGUUGUAUGUCGAUCAUCCCCAUUUGUUCACGAUUGAACUUCGUCAUGGUGGGAAGUUCACACCUUUUCCAAAUGUAAGAUAUGUUAAGGGGAAAGUUACGUAUAUUGACUUAGUUGAUAUAGACGAGUUUUCAGUGCAUGAACUCGACGCUAUGAUGCUAGAACUAGGAUACGUGGUUCCCCCAGUAAUAUAUUAUCACUUCAGGAUUCCCAAUGAAGACUUGAUUUUUGGCCUUAGAGCUCUAGGUAAUGAUCAAGAUGUGUGUAACCUAGCUAAAUAUACUGGAGCUAACAAGGUGAUCCAGGUGUAUAUUGAGCAUGACACAACCAACUUGGUUACAUACUUCAUGUCACCAAAUAAGAGUGAAUCAAAAUCAGUUUCGCCAGAAAUGAGGAGAACAAGAAAUUGGAAGCCAAAAGAGGGUACUAGGUCAUGUUCUAAGAGGUUAUACAUGGAAACUGAAACAGGGGAUAAUCAAGACAAUGAAGCACCAUCAAGUGAAAUCAAGGAUAAUCAAGACAAGGAAGCACCAAUAAGUGAAAUCAGGGUUGAUCAAGACAAGGAAGCACCAUCAAGCGUGACAAGAGAUAAUCAAGACAAGGAAGUACAACAAGAACAUGAGCUUGAUGCAACAACUGUGCAUGUACCAAUGGGUUUAAUUGAAAUGUUGAAUGUAGACUUUGAUCCAUUUGAAGGGUUGCAUGAUAGUGAAAACAACAACAUAACAGACCUUACAACAAUCUACCUUGGUAUUGAAUAUCAAGAAUUUGAUCAAGAUAAUAGGGGUUUAUUUGAUGGUCAAUCAGACGAGUUCAAUUCAGAAAAGGGUGAAGAUGAUUACAGUGAUGAUGAUAGUGAUGUUAUAGUAGACAUAGACAAUGAGGUUGAUGACAUUGAUGUUGACAUGAGUGACUUUAGAAUGAACAUUGAUGAAGGUGUGAAGUAUUAUGGGUUUGGGUUUAACAAUGAUGUAGAAGACGAACAAGAAACAGACGAAGAAGAAGACCUUGAAGUAAUUGAUUGUGAUGAAUGGGAGUCAUUAGGAGAAGACUCUGAUACUGAAAAGAACAGGAGGGUUUUAUUAAAACAAUUGGGGUAA